AAAAAUUGAUGUUAACUAAAUUGCUUUAGAAAUCAAGAUAAGCAAGAUUUUGUGGUAAUGAUAGGAGAUGAAUAUUUAGUUUAUAUAAAGAAUUCUGUAAACUAUCAUGUAGCUAAUUCUUAAGAUCCAAAUAAUAAAUUUUCUACUCCCUAAUUCAAUUCAAGCAUUCUUGAUUUUGAUAAAGAUUAGGAGAAUAAUGUUUAAAUGCACUACUAUUAAGGUACAAUGAAAGUUUAAAAUUGUUUAGGCAAAUUCAUGCCAGAUGAAUUGGAUUGGACUGAUGUUUGGGAAACAGCUUAUUAAAAUUUUACAUAACCAGAAUACCUCUAUCAUUUUUGGUUUUGUGGUGUCCUUUAUUGUUUUGAGCCAGAAUGGACUAUUAAUUAUCCAUAUGAAAAGGGACCACUUUCUCCAUUGUUUAGAGGAGAACAUGCAUUAAGAAGAUAUCCUACAGGUGAAGAAAGGUAUAUAUAGUAUUUAUUUUAUAUUAUAGAUGCAUAGCAUGUAAAUUAUGUUAAAGUGCUUGUCCUGCUAGAGCUAUUACAAUAGAAACAGAACCAAGACCUGAUAAUUCAAGGUAUCAUUGUUUUAUCAUAUAAAUUAAGACGUACUGUAAGAUAUGAUAUUGAUAUGACCAAAUGCAUUUAUUGUGGAUUCUGUUAAGAAGCAUGUCCAGUUGAUGCUAUUGUGGAAGUACUUAAUAAAUUUCUAUUUAAGGGUCCAAAUUAUGAAUACACAACAUAUCAACAUGAAGAUUUAUUCUAUGAUAAAUUUAAACUAUUAGAAAAUGGUGAUAAAUGGGAACCUUAAAUUGCAAGAAACAUUGAAUAUUUAAUUACAAGAAAAUAUUGA
Paramecium sonneborni is the source of this 852-nucleotide messenger RNA. Lineage: Eukaryota; Ciliophora; Oligohymenophorea; Peniculida; Parameciidae. The record is from the annotation of a GenBank genome assembly.